GGUUAAUUGGCUUCGGAAUAUUACGUAUAAAAACCAAAGUAAACGACGAAAAUAAUUAAAUUGUGUGCGACGCUAUAACUGAAAUAAAUCAAGAUGAAUGCAUUCUACGUAAUAUUAUUAUGUAUGGCUAUAACGGCUUCACAGGUAGAUAACUAACAAUAAUAUAAUAUGUUAUUAAUUAUUAUUAUAGUAUUUUUUUUAUCAAUAAAAGAGUAAACUAUAUGUAUUCUUAAUGAAAAUUAGUUUUCAUUUAAAUUUUACUCUAAUAGAACCGUUCAUUUUGUUAUUCUGUAGAAAAAAAAAAUGAUUUAUUGUUUAUUAUAAUAUGAGCCGCUUGUUCUUUGCGAUUUUGAAUUAUUAAUUGAGUUUCCCAACUAUAAUAAUGUAAUAUGAUUUGCAAAAAUGUAAUAGUUGUUUUUUAUAUGUAUGUACACAUUUUAUAAUAUAUUCUCCAAAUUAUGUUUUAGGUUUCAGGUCUUUCUAUCGACGAUGUAUACGCGCAAAACGAGGUAAAUAUACCUACUAUUCAAACAUGCUUCCUUGUAGAUUUCUGAAAAGAACCGAAAGGGGUUGUCAAUAUGCUUUAUACCUAAUCUUAUCAACUUGUUCAGAACAAUUCGUUGACUAUUCCUAUACUACACUAGCUGGCCUUUUGGACCGAGUCGCAUUGGGCUGACAUAAAUAAAGGUCUCCGGGUUAUAUUUUACAGGUCAAAGAGACUUAAGACCUGCGGUCGUCACUCAACACAAUUUAACAACAUUAGAAAUAAUUUAAAGUACAACUAAUAAAUAUUAAAAUAAUAUUAUAAAAACGCUUGAACCGAGUAAUCUUGAUCUUCUAAGAUAGUUAUAGCAAUACCAAGUAAUGUUGAGUACGAAUUGUAUGUGAUGAUAAUUUAGAAGCCAUAUUAGAAUAAUUAUACACGUGACGAUAUUAUUAAGACCCAAGGGCGGAUCUAGGACGAGAUAACUGAUGGGGUGCUAUUUUUAAAAUUCAUAUAAGGCACGCAUUUAUGACGAGCUCAAUGAUAAAUCAAGCAAGGAAUAUAUAUAUAUAAUACAACUAAGAAUAUAUUGGAUAAUGAACGAGGGGAGGGGGGGGGGGGGAUCGCCACUAUUGCUCACCCUCUGGAUCCAUCCCUACUAAAAUCACCAUAUAGUUAUACUUAUAUAUAUAUAUGUAAAAAUACAAUAUUAAUACAUUUUCAGCUGUUCAUUUAAAUAUAAUAUAAAUAUCGUAUGAACAAUUUGAACUAAUAUCAAAAUGUUAGUAUAAUAUUAUUAGGUACUAGAAAAAUUAACCGAAUUUUCUCGAAAACAUAAAACGGUACCAAUGGAUUCCUUAUGCUUAGCAAAAAAAUUGUUUUAUAUUUCUUUCAGUUUACAAACUAUUGUAAAAAGUUUAUAUUUACAUGAAGUCUAUAUAAAGUUUACAUGUACUCCUACAAUCUAUAAUCAACAUUAAUUCAAGGAAGUGUUUAUUUGUCUGUGUUUUUAUUUUGUCUUUAUACGAUCCACAAACAAAUAUGUCGUAUGCAGAGGUCUGAAAAUAUGUAUAGAAAAGAGAAUGAACGGGUCUGUGUGAACUUCAAAAUCGGAUUUCCGAAACUCAACCCCUUAAAAGUGGCAAUCCUUACGCAGGAUUUUUAGUUUUAUUUUAACAAAAAUUGCAGUUUUUUUUUUCAUAAUCUUGGUGACAUGGAUUAAAAAACUUUAAAAAAAAAAAAAGUUAUAAGUUAAUUGCGUUGUCACAAGCAAAGAAGUAUCUAACCUUUAAAAAAUUUAAAAAAAAAUCAUUAUUAAAAAGAUACACGUGGCUGACACAGGGAAACAAUAAAAGACACGUUUCUAUAUAACAUUAUAUAUUUUUAUAUAUUUUUUUUUUUCGUUCAAUACUGUGCACGGGCAAAGCCAUACUGACAGCAAGUAGUAUAAUAUUAAAUAUUUUAAUUAUCAAUAACUCUUUGUUGAUGUAGGUUAAUGGAUUAUCCGGCGAAAUGCAGUAUCCUACAAUUUCACCAGCUAUAGAAACUGCAGAUAGCGUCCAGUUGACACCUCCGUUAAGCACUCCAACUGCAACGACGCUCGAAGAAGAAAAUCCGAAACUUAUGAACGUUGAGGACUUUUAGAUUAGAUUAGUUUAGUGCAUCGAAUUUGAGCGUUUUAAAUUAGUAUGUAGGUAGUUAUGAUUUGUGUUUGUUAUAUUAUUGUGUUCAAAUUUUAACGAUUUGUUUUCAAUGUUCAUAAUCAAACCAAACAAUUAGUAUUGUAAAAUAAAAAAACAACCAAUCAAAUAUAAUAAAACAUACAUACCUAUGUAAUAUAUUUAUAGAAUUAUAAUAUAUAC
This is a messenger RNA of Cinara cedri, 2346 nucleotides long. NCBI's taxonomy places the organism in Eukaryota, Metazoa, Arthropoda, Insecta, Hemiptera, Aphididae. The record is from the annotation of a GenBank genome assembly.